Molecule: messenger RNA, 711 nt
Organism: Scheffersomyces stipitis CBS 6054
Lineage: Eukaryota; Fungi; Ascomycota; Pichiomycetes; Serinales; Debaryomycetaceae
Gene: GLX3
Product: glutathione-independent methylglyoxalase
Exons: 1
Coding region: 1-711 (236 amino acids)
Molecular function (GO): glyoxalase III activity
Source: RefSeq, a predicted model, not a curated record
AUGCCCAGAGCCAUAAUUGCUAUAACCUCCUACAGCGCUCCUUUUUUUCCAGAUGGAAAGACGACUGGGUUGUUCUUAGUUGAAGCAUUAGAGCCUUACAGAAUUUUCAAGGAAGCUGGUUUUGACGUUGAUUUCGCUUCUGAGACUGGAACUUUUGGUAUCGAUGACAACUCAACCCAACCAGACUUCUUGAACGGUCAGGACUUGGAAGACUACAAUAACAAGAGCUCUGAUGUUUCCAUUGCUUUGGCCAACAUCAAGAAGGCAUCUGACAUUACCACUCCUGAAGAAUAUGACAUCUUCUAUGCUUCUGCUGGUCAUGGAUGCCUUUUUGACUACCCAAAGGCUGACAACUUGCACAGAAUUGCUGCUACUAUCUACGCCAAGGGAGGUGUUGUUGCUGCUGUGUGUCAUGGACCGGCUAUCUUCGACAAUUUGAACGAUUUGACUACUGGAAAGCCAAUUAUUCAAGGCAAGACCAUCACUGGAUUCACUGAUGUUGGUGAAACCAUCUUGCAAGUGGACCAAAUCAUGAAGGACUUGAAAUUGGAAACCAUAAGAGAAACAGCUGAAAAGCUUGGGGCCAUCUACAAGGAGCCAGAGGGUCCAUUUGUUGAUUUCUCUCUUAUCGAUGGAAAGGUUGUCACUGGAGUCAACCCACAAUCAGCCAAGUCCACUGCCGAAAAUGCUAUCAAAGCAUUGAAGGCAUAG